Molecule: messenger RNA, 1326 nt
Organism: Diplodia corticola
Lineage: Eukaryota; Fungi; Ascomycota; Dothideomycetes; Botryosphaeriales; Botryosphaeriaceae
Product: cytochrome p450 monooxygenase
Exons: 5
Coding region: 1-1326 (441 amino acids)
Molecular function (GO): oxidoreductase activity, acting on paired donors, with incorporation or reduction of molecular oxygen; heme binding; iron ion binding
Source: RefSeq, a predicted model, not a curated record
AUGUCCUCUGCCGUCAAGGAAAUAUACUGGGAUGCGAAAUGUAACACCAAAGCCCCGCUCUACGGAACCGGCGCAUUGGGGCCCCCGCACUUGUUCACCACUCUUGACGGAGAAGAGCAUAGGGCGCUGAGGAAAGCGCUCGGAGGCUCGCAGUGGACUAUCGGAGGGCUGAAGAAUGCGUGGGAGCCAAGAAUCGACGAGCUCGUCCAACUCUUCAUCCGCCGGAUGACCGAGCGAGUAGAGAAGAACGAAACGGUGAUCAUCUCGGACAAAGUAGCCGAAUUCGCCGCCGACAUCAUGACGAUGCUUUCCUUCAGCGAGCCCUGGGGCUUCGUCCGCAACAGCCGCGACGAGCGCAACAUGCUACGGAGCUGGCGCGACGGCCUCGACUUCUUCGGCUUCGUCGGGCGAUUCCGGUGGUUCCGCGACGUGGUGAUGAAGACGCGGUGGGGGCUAUACUUCCUGCCGACGGUGAGCGACGACUCGGGAAUGGGGUUCCUGAUGAGCCAGGCGGACAAGCAGGUCUCGGAGCGGGAGCGGCGCAUCGAGGACGAAGGCUUCACGCAGCAGAAGCCGGAUUUCCUGCAGCACUGCCUCACGGCGCGCCACCCCACGACCGCCGCGCCGCUCACCCCCCUCCAAAAACGCGCGCACAUCACGCUCCUCAUCCAAGCCGGCGCCGACACCACCGGCACCGCCCUCGGCAGCACGCUGCGCUUCCUCCUCACGCACCCGCGCUGCCUGGCCCGCUGCCGCGCCGAGCUCGCGACCGCCGCGUCGACGCUCUCGUCUCCCAUCCAGUACGACGAGACGCGCCGACAUCUGCCGUACUUCGUGGCGUGCAUCAAAGAGUCGCUGCGGCUCAACCCGCCGGCGACGAACCUCUUCGCGCGGGUGGUGCCGGAAGGCGGCAGGGUGCUGUCGGUGACUGGUGGUGGUAGUAGUAGUAGUAGUAGUGCGGAAGGGGUGCUGGUGCCGGCGGGGGCGGAGGUGACGUGUCAUGCGUAUGUUGUGCAGAGGGAUCCGAGGCUGUAUGGGCCGGAUCCGGAGAGUUACCGGCCGGAGAGGUGGGUGGUGGGAGAGGGGGAUGAGGAGGGGAGGAGGAGGGUGGCGGAGAUGGAGGCGGCGAGUUUUGUGUUUGGGGUGGGGCCGAGGGUGUGCUUGGGGAAGGAUGUGGCGGUGUUGGAGAUGUGGAAGUUGUUGCCUGAGAUUGUGAGGAGGUUUGACUUGGAGUUGGUGAAGGAAGGGAGGUACGUCGUUGCUGGAGGUGUGGCGUAUAACAAGGGUCUGGAGGUGAGGAUGCGCCUGAGGCAGGAGAAGGUUUGA